This is a messenger RNA of Paramisgurnus dabryanus, 1424 nucleotides long. Lineage: Eukaryota; Metazoa; Chordata; Actinopteri; Cypriniformes; Cobitidae. The record is from RefSeq and is a predicted model, not a curated record.
CUAGCCAGAAUAUUUAGAUUUAUGGAUAAUGAUUAGUGAAUUCUAUCUAACGAUCUUUUAACGUUUAAGGAUAACCUCGGCACGAACUGGAUUGCCUAGCUGGAUUUAUUUUAUAUCUAUGUAGUGCAGUAUUAAACAAGCUUUAUUAUUUUGUAAUAUUGUCUUUUGAAUCUACAUUUAAUAGUAAAACAAACUCUAGAAAUACUUAUUAGGUGAUUAUUCUAAAAAUAGGGCGUGUUUUAUAGUUGCCACCUGUAAUCUCACCCUUAGCACAAUUACAUAACACGUCUUCUUUUGAUAGUAGUUAAUUUGCAGAUUAAGUACACAAUAAAGGGAAAUUAGAGUGCGAUUUCUGAUAUCUUUUCAUUAACACAAGGAUUUUGUGCAGUUUUAAAGAGAACUCUGAUGGAAAGUACAUUUCACCAUUCCAUGACAUACCUAUGUAUGCAGAUGAAGCUCAGAAUAUUUUCCACAUGGUUGUUGAAGUCCCAAGAUGGACAAAUGCAAAAAUGGAGAUCGCUACAAAAGACCCUCUGAACCCAAUUAAGCAAGAUGUGAAGAAGGGCAAUUUGCGCUAUGUAGCCAAUGUUUUCCCACAUAAAGGCUAUAUCUGGAAUUAUGGAGCAAUCCCACAAACAUGGGAAGACCCUGGGCACACAGACAAAGACACCGGGUGUUGUGGCGACAAUGACCCUAUUGAUGUCUGUGAAAUUGGUAGCAAGAUACUAUCUCGUGGAGAUAUUGUCCGAGUGAAAGUCCUGGGUGUUUUGGCAAUGAUUGAUGAAGGUGAAACUGAUUGGAAAGUCAUUGGAAUCAGUGUUGAUGACCCUGAGGCAAAAGACUUUAACAACAUCAGUGAUGUGAGGAGACUCAAGCCAGGUUACCUUGAGGCCACAGUUGAUUGGUUUAGGAGGUACAAAGUACCUGAUGGGAAACCUGAAAACAAGUUUGCAUUCAAUGAAGAGUUUAAAGACAAGGACUUUGCCAUUGAGACAAUUAAAGCCACCCAUGGCUUUUGGAAAGCACUUAUUUCACAACAAACCAAUGCUGGAGAACUAAACUGCAAGAACACGUGUUUCUCAGGGAGCGACAGUCCUUUCUGCUGUUCAGCAGAUGAAGCCAAAGCAGUUGUUGAUGCAUCAUGCCCGUGUGGAGAUGCCAGUCCAAUUCCAUGCUCGGUUGACAAAUGGUUCUACAAGGUGAAGAAUUGAAGAUAACACUGUGGAUGGACCAGUCUGAUCACAUGUUUAGAAUAUGUAUGUCAGUAUCUGAAUAGGACCGUGUAUGUUUUAGAAAAGCAUAGUUACACCUUGUAUGGGGAUUAAAUCUCACAAUAACAAUGCUAAUCAAUGUCCAGUUAAGUUAAGUUAAUUUUUCUAUGUCUAGACAUUCUGUUUAACCAAUACUAAAGUAAACUCCGGUAC